AAUCUCGAAAAUCCUAAUCAUCAUUUCCAUCCUGCGGCCGACUCAGAGAAGAGAGAACGCAAAAAUGAAAUGGGCGCGCCACUUUCCUCCGACCUCCGCUCCAAAUACAACUUCCGGUCCAUGCAGGUUCGCAAGGACGACGAGGUCCAAGUGGUCCGCGGAACUUACAAAGGGCCUGAAGGGAAAGUGGUUGAAGUCUACCGUCGCAAAUGGGUCAUAAACGUGGAGCGAAUCAGUCGUGAGAAAGUCAAUGGGUCAACUGUUAACGUGGGCAUCAACCCUUGGAAGGUUGUGAUUACGAAGCUGAGGCUGGAUAAGGACCGGAAGAGUUUGUUGAAUAAGAAGGCGAAAGGAAGGGCCGCCGCUGAUAAAGAUAAGGGUACUAAGUUUACUGCUGAGGAUAUUAUGCAGAGCGUUGACUAAGUGAAAGAGGUUUUUUUUUUUUUUUUUUAAUUUAUAAUUUCAUAUGGGAUAUCUAGACUUCAUUGUAACAACUUUUUGAUGGUUGAAUGUUAUUUUCUAAAUGUUGUGCUAAUUGUUUACUUUCUUUUGGGUGUUUCUAUUUUGUAUUAAUGCUGUACUUGAAUUGAGGUGAUGAACCAAUUUAUUUUGUGAUGUUUGGUACUUAUUGUUGUGUUCUGUUGAAAUUAAGUGUUUUUCUAUAGGGCAAUUUCAAGUCUCUAAUUUUUGUCUUGUUGGUUUAAUCCCAGAACAUCAAGAACCGUAUAGCAAAAAAUGUUAGUGUCAAGAACAUCAAGUCUUUCUAUGUCUUGUUGGUUUAAUCCAAAUGUUGUGCUUGUGUGAUUUUUGGUCUGUUGAGUUCUGUUGAAAUUAAGUUUAUUUAUUUAUUUAUUUAUGCCAAUAAUUAGCUAAUUGGCCAAUUUCAAGUCUUUCUGAUAUCUAUGUCUUGUUGUUUUAAUCCCGAAACAUCAAGAACCAUAUAGCACAAAAUUCCUAUGAGAAUGUUGGCUUUGGAUCACAUAGAUGAGUUUUGAUUGAAGUGGCAAUUAGUUUACUUCUAACUGCAAGUUUUGUG
Molecule: messenger RNA, 1036 nt
Organism: Durio zibethinus
Lineage: Eukaryota; Viridiplantae; Streptophyta; Magnoliopsida; Malvales; Malvaceae
Source: RefSeq, a predicted model, not a curated record